UCCGUCUAACCCCCCAGAUCCCCAAUUACCCAAUCCCGCACCCACCCACCAGAAACCCUAGCGCACGCACACGACCUCCGUGUGCAGCGCGGCGCCGUCAUGAAGGGCCCCCUGCAGUCUAGCUCCGGGCACAACGCCGCCGCCGGGGGAGGCGACGGCAAGACCAUCGAGGAGAUGUAUCAGAAGAAGACGCAGCUGGAGCACAUCCUCCUGCGGCCGGACACCUACAUCGGCUCGGUGGAGAAGCACACCCAGACGCUCUGGGUCUACGAGGGCGGCGCCAUGGCGCACCGCUCGGUCACCUACGUCCCGGGCCUCUACAAGAUCUUCGACGAGAUCCUCGUCAACGCCGCUGACAACAAGCAGCGCGACCCCAAGAUGGACGCCCUCCGCGUCGACAUCGACGUCGCCGGGUGCUGCAUCUCCGUCUACAACAAUGGCGACGGGAUCCCCGUCGAGGUCCACCAGGAGGAGGGCGUCUACGUGCCGGAAAUGAUCUUCGGCCACCUACUCACCAGCAGCAACUACGAUGACAACGUCAAAAAGACCACCGGCGGGAGAAACGGCUAUGGGGCCAAGCUCACCAAUAUCUUCUCCAUGGAGUUCGUCAUCGAGACCGCCGAUGGGCGCCGCCAGAAGAAGUACAAGCAGGUUUUCUCUGAAAACAUGGGGAAGAAGUCAGAGCCCCAGAUUACCAAGUGCAAGCAGACGGAGAACUGGACCAAGGUCACCUUCAAGCCUGAUCUUGCCAAGUUCAACAUGACCCAUCUUGAAGACGAUGUUGUAGCCCUCAUGCGGAAGAGAGUGAUUGAUAUGGCGGGCACUCUUGGCAAAACCGUGAAGGUUGAGUUGGAUGGCCAGAGGGUGCCUGCAAAGAGCUUCUCAGAUUAUGUGAACCUGUAUAUCACGUCUGCUUCCAUUGACAGACCUGAAGAACUCCCAAGGAUUUAUGAGAAAGUAAAUGAUCGGUGGGAGGUGUGUGUGAGUCUAAGUGAAGGGCAGUUUCAGCAGGUCAGCUUCGUCAAUAGAAUUGCAACCAUAAGGGGUGGAACUCAUGUUGAUUAUGUCACCAACCAAAUUGCCACCCAUGUGAUGACCAUUGUGAAUAAGAAAAACAAGAAUGCAAACAUGAAACUGCAUAAUGUGAAGAGCCAUCUAUGGGUCUUUGUUAAUGCACUCAUUGACAACCCCGCCUUCGAUUCACAGACCAAGGAGACCUUGACCACUCGUCAGGGAAGCUUUGGGUCAAAGUGUGAGCUUUCUAAUGAUUUCCUCAAGAAAGUUGAGAAAUCUGGUGUUGUCAGCAAUCUCCUCUCCUGGGCUGAUUUCAAACUAAGCAAAGAACUAAAGAAGACUGAUGGAACCAAGAGGUCAAGAAUUUCCGGCAUUCCAAAACUUGAGGACGCAAAUGAAGCUGGUGGGAAGGACUCUGACAGGUGCACCUUGAUCCUGACUGAAGGAGAUUCAGCAAAAGCUCUUGCUAUGUCUGGCAUAGCUGAAGUAGGGAGAGAUCACUAUGGUGUGUUUCCUCUCAGGGGAAAACUAUUAAAUGUGAGAGAAGCAAACCAUAAGCAGAUAAUGGAUAAUGCGGAAAUUCAGAACAUAAAACAAAUCCUCGGUUUGCAGCAUGGGAAGCAGUAUGAUAGCACAAAAGGCUUGAGAUAUGGCCACCUCAUGAUAAUGACAGAUCAGGAUCAUGAUGGUUCUCACAUCAAAGGGUUGUUGAUCAACUUCAUUCAUUCAUUCUGGCCAUCUCUUCUUAAAGUUCCUUCUUUCUUGGUUGAGUUCAUCACUCCGAUUAUAAAGGCAACCAAUACCAGGAACAAAACUGUACUCGCGUUUUACACAAUGCCAGAGUAUGAAGCAUGGAAAGAGAGUUUAGGAGGAAAUGCAGGUGUAUGGUCUGUAAAGUACUAUAAGGGGCUGGGAACAAGCACAUCCAAAGAAGGUCAGCAGUACUUUAAAGAUAUCGCCAAACACAAGAAGGAUUUUGUCUGGGUGGAUGACCAAGAUGGUAAUGAUAUUGAGUUAGCAUUCAGCAAGAAAAGAAUUACUGAUAGGAAAGACUGGCUUACCAACUUUCAGCCUGGAACUUACCUUGACCAACGUGAGAACCAAAUCAAGUAUCGUGACUUCAUCAACAAAGAGCUGAUACUCUUCUCAAUGGCGGAUCUGCAGCGAUCAAUACCUUCAAUGGUAGAUGGCUUUAAACCAGGUCAGAGGAAGAUUAUGUUUUGCUCGUUCAAGAGGAACUUUGUUAAGGAAGCUAAGGUGGCCCAGUUCUCUGGUUAUGUGUCAGAACACUCAGCAUACCACCACGGCGAGCAGAGUUUAGCAAGUACAAUUAUUGGAAUGGCUCAAAGUUUUGUUGGUAGCAAUAACAUAAACCUUUUGCACCCUCAAGGCCAGUUCGGUACCAGAUUUCAGGGGGGAAAAGAUGCUGCAAGUCCUAGGUACAUCUUCACCAAACUGUCCCAUAUCACUCGUUCAAUUUUCCCAAAGGAUGAUGACAUUCUUCUUAACUACCUAAACGAAGAUGGGCAGUCAAUUGAACCCACCUGGUAUGUGCCAAUCAUUCCCGUGGUUUUAGUCAAUGGAAGUGAAGGAAUUGGUACUGGAUGGAGCACAUAUAUCCCAAACUACAAUCCAAGAGACAUUGUUGCUAACCUAAGACGGUUGCUGAAUGAUGAGUGUACCGAACCAAUGCAUCCAUGGUACAGGGGGUUUAAGGGCUCUAUUGAGAAGACAAAUACAAAGGCAGCUGGUGUCACGUAUACCAUCACCGGUAUUAUAGAGGCUGUUGACAACACUACACUGAGGAUUACCGAGCUGCCGGUCCGCCGCUGGACUCAGGACUACAAAGAAUUUCUUGCAUCUUUGGCUCCAGAGGAUAAGAACAAGGACAAGGAAAUAUUUAUUGAGGAUUUCACGAUGCAAGGUGACAAUGAGGAUGUUUACUUUGAGGUCAAAUUAAGUGAAGCAAAUAUGAAUAUAGCUAAGGAAGAAGGACUGACGAAGAAGUUCAAAUUGACAACUACAAUUGGAACUACAAACAUGCACUUGUUUGAUGCAGAUGGUAAAAUACAGAAGUAUGACAACCCGGAGCAGAUACUUAAAGCUUUCUUUAAAUUGAGGCUUGAAUUCUACGAUAAAAGAAAGAAAGCAUUAUUGGAAAAUAUAAAGCUGGACCUGAAGAAGCUUAAUAACAAAGUUAGGUUUAUCCGCUGUGUUGUCGAGGAUGAAAUAGAAGUCAAGAACAGGAAGAGGGCAGAGCUUUUUGUGGAGCUCCAGCAGAAGAAUUUUGAUCCUUUCCCGAAGAAAAAGAAGGCGGCCGAGCCAGCUGCUGUAGGAGCUACAGAAGAGGAGGAUGAAAAUGAAGAGAGUUCUGAAGCUGCAAAAGGAAUUGCUCUUGCAAGCGACUAUGAGUAUCUCCUCUCAAUGGCAAUUGGCACCUUGACUCGGGAGAAGAUACAGGAGCUGAAUGAUGAGAAGGCCAAAUUAGAGAAUGAAGUUGAGGAACUGAGGAAAACAUCACCAAGGUCACUUUGGUUGAGAGACCUUGACGCUUUUGAGAAGGAGCUGGAUGUGCUUGAUCAAAUGGAUGAAGCAGAGGCGGAGGAAAGGAAGGUGAGGAGGGAAGAGAAAGCGAAUGAAGAGAAGGGCAAAAAGAAAGGAUCCAAACCAGGAACCAAGAGACAACCCAAAAAGACUGCAGCUAAACCUCCAAAGGUGGAAAGUGGCACAAGUGAUACUCCAGGGAAUACUGCUGAACAAGUGGUGGCAAAGCGUGGAGCUACAUGGAAUAAACCAACCAAGAAGGCGCAUGGUGCUGGGUCUGAUGAUGAAGAUUAUGGACCAGAAAAUGCAAAACCUGGACCACAAAAGAAGAAACAAUCUAAGAAAGCUAGUGCACCGGCAAGUGAUGACGAAGAGGACGACGUGCCCGCACUAAAAGAUCGUCUUGCAGCUUUUAACAUUGAUGACUCCUCUCCAGAUCAUUCUGCCAUGGAUACUGAAACAACAGAAGGGCAGCAGAAUGAAAACAAAGGGAGGAAGGGACCAAGCAAAAGAGGCGCAUCAAAGAAGGCGUCGUCAUCCUUAGCGGUGAUAUCUUCUGAUGACGACGAUUUUGACAUGGAAGAAGUCUCAGAAGUCCAAAAUCUGAAGAAAGGUAGAGGAAGGAAGCCCACUGCUGCCGAGAAGCCGAAGGCUGCUACCACCAGGAAGAGGGCGCCAGCUCAGGGCAAGUCCAUGAUACAGAAAGUGAUACAAGAGGAGGAGAGCAACACCAGCGCUCCUUCUCCUGAGAAGAAGGUACGGAAGAUGAGGGCCUCACCCUUCAACAAGAAGAGCAGCUCGGUUUUGCAGAGAGGCGCAACCGCCUCUUCGACAAGCUCUGAAAGUACUUCUGAGACUUCACCCUCUGGCAGCUCCGCUGAGCCAGUUGCUGCACCGCAGCCAAGAAGGACAGCUAGGACGACCAAGAAGACAACAGUCUAUAUUUCUGAGAGCGAUGACCCCGAGGAUGAAGUGGUGGAGUUAACUGAUGAUUCCGACUUCGACUUGGACGACAACUCUGACGACGAGUGAAUUUGAGGCGGUGGAACAUGUAAUGAUACAUGUGCUGUUGUGGCAGUACCUAGUUGAUGAGUCGUUACAUUUUAGCGACUAGUGAAUCUGAGAUGCAUCUCUUGUGCGUUAUGGCGUUCGGUUGCCAAGACAUUAAUCGAUUUGGUCGUUGUCUAAUUCUGGCAUCCAUCUACUGUGUUUGCACGUGUGUGUGGUAUGCGCAGCAGUGAAAGUUUCUGAGUCCGUCAGUUGGUUAAAUGGA
Messenger RNA from Phragmites australis (common reed), 4831 nucleotides. RefSeq names its product DNA topoisomerase 2-like. Gene Ontology annotation, molecular function: DNA topoisomerase type II (double strand cut, ATP-hydrolyzing) activity; ATP binding; DNA binding. Lineage: Eukaryota; Viridiplantae; Streptophyta; Magnoliopsida; Poales; Poaceae. Gene Ontology annotation, biological process: DNA topological change; resolution of meiotic recombination intermediates; sister chromatid segregation. Bases 100 to 4590 code for a protein of 1496 amino acids. Gene Ontology annotation, cellular component: nucleus. The record is from RefSeq and is a predicted model, not a curated record. The transcript is spliced from 22 exons.